Lecanosticta acicola is the source of this 324-nucleotide messenger RNA. NCBI's taxonomy places the organism in Eukaryota, Fungi, Ascomycota, Dothideomycetes, Mycosphaerellales, Mycosphaerellaceae. The record is from the annotation of a GenBank genome assembly.
AUGGAGAACGAACGCGGAGAGCUCGUCGACCUGUAAGCGGCCGCCGACAAGCCACCCUCCGCUCCAGGGCCGGUCCAUACUAACACAGACAAUAGCUACGUCCCACGCAAGUGCUCUGCCACCAACCGCAUCAUCAAGGCCAAGGACCACGCUUCCGUACAAAUUUCCGUCGGCAAAGUAGACGAGAACGGCCGCUACACCGGCGAGAACCAGGUGUACGCACUCUGCGGUUUCGUGCGCGCCAUGGGCGAGAGCGAUGACUCCAUCAACCGCUUGACUCAGCGCGAUGGUUUCCUGAAGGGCGUGUGGAGCGGAAGCAGAUAA